UCGUUCUCCUUUCUCGUUUAGGUUUUUGUCUACGGAUAAUAUUCUCCAAUCUGAUAGCAUCAGAGGAUAUUCUCUUCCUCUCCCACACCCUUUACCUCCCCCUGACCUUUUUAUUCACAGGCUAGUCCUUCGUUUUCCUUCUCCCAAAAGGAAGAAAAAAACUCCUUCGUUAUCGGUACUUGCUGCUUCCGAAGUCCAGAGACUCCGAACAAUCAAAUCUUUCUGAGUUUGGUUCCUGUGUUUCUGCUACUAAACUGUCUCAACAUUUCCAGUAAAUCGCAGAACAGAAGACGGAAGAAACCCUCAGGUGUGAAAAGCGAAGGAGAGGAUUAUUUGAUUUCAUGGCGACCCCUGCUGUGUUGCAGAGAGAAGAGGACUUUCUUGUCUACUCUUCUAUUUUUGAUCCACCAAAAGGUGAAAAGGUCAAAUAUCGUGGAAACUUAAUCGAGAAGAAGAUCGAAUUUCUUGAGGGCUUGGCUGGAAAGGUCAGCAAUCGGCGGGCUCGCAGAUGGGUAAAUGAUCGCUUAUUGAUUGAACUUGUUCCUCGCUUGGAUGCAGAAGAAAUCAGAGGCCUAUUUGCUCCUCCUCCGUGGGGUGACAAUGUACCCUUGUCACCAUUUUGCAUGACAAAUACAGAAGAGUGGGAUGCAUUUAGGAGUGUUGACAUGGAUAAAGAGGUUUGCAUGAUCAAUGCCCUGAAAAAUUCUUCAUCUAAAAGGAAAGAUCGUGUGGAUGCUGAUAAGAUGGCUGCAGUAGACGCAUGGCGUAGAGUGGACUGUCGAACGAGAGAGGCCCUGCGGCGUAGUUACCUUCCAGAACUGAUUGCGAGCUAUGAGGAAUGUAUACGAGCAUUCAUCAAAGAUGGUGGAGAUGAAGACGAUCUUGUCCUGCAGAUUCAAGAUCCCUUUCAUAGAUUGUUGCUGCAUGGAGUGUGUGAGGUGGACGCGUUCACUGAAACGCCGUUUAAGGGAAACCCAGCGGCUGUGUGCUUCUUGGAAGAAGGAGAAGGAAAGGGAGAUGAGAAGUGGAUGCAAAAUGUAGCCAUGGAAUUCAAUAUUGCGGCAACUUGUUUCUUGACUCCGAUUUCGUCUACCCAAUCGGACACUAAUGACCAAUCUGUGCUGCGUUUCCAUCUCCGCUGGUUUUCUUCUGUAGCUGAGCUCAAGCUUUGCGGGCAUGGAACAUUGGCAGCUGCACAUGUUCUCUUUGCAUCUAGGCUGGCAAGAACAAAUGUUAUUGAGUUCGUCACAGUAUCUGGAGUUCUAAUUGUUAAAAGGGUUCCUACAGUAAGAAACAUGGAUGCGGCAAAGUUCUCAGAUGAUGAGCCAGAAGAGAACUUCUCUAUAGAAUUAGACUUCCCUACAGAUCCUGUGCUCGAGUUUGAAUCUGCAACUAUUCCAUUACUUCCUGAAACCCUGAAUGGUGCUCACAGGGUCAAUAUUAGUAAAACAGCUAAUAAGGGUGAUCUCAUUGUUGAGCUCUCAUCUGGAAAGACGGUUGCUGAUUUACAACCACAAUUGGAUGAGAUACGAAAAUGUCCCGGAAGAGGGGUCAUUGUUACAGGGCCUGCUCCCGAUGGUUCUGGAUUUGAUUUCUUCAGUCGCUUUUUUUGUCCAAAGUUGGGAAUUAAUGAGGAUCCUGUUUGCGGAAGUGCACACUGUGCCUUAGUGCCCUAUUGGAGCAAAAAGCUGGGAAAAUGUGAUCUAGUUGCAUACAUGGCAUCUCCUAGGGGUGGAGUACUGGACUUGCAUUUUGAUGAGGCAACCCAGAGAGUAUUGAUUCGAGGCAAAGCUGUUACUGUCAUGGAAGGUUCACUAUUGUCUUAGCUCCGGUCUAGCUCCCUCUUCCUUGGAGUUCUUUUUUGUAAUUACUACCAAUAUUUUGUAAUUUUAAAAGCAUGUUUUCAAUUCUAAUGUUAUUCUAUGGGGAGGCUUGAACCCAAGACCUUCCGGUAGCAAUGGGCUUCUGGGCAACACCACAAGCUACCAAGUUGUGUUUAUUACUGGACCCUGUAUUUGCAUAGAAUGAAUCUACAAAAUUUAAAAUCUAAUGUUAUUGGCUUCUCUUUA
Molecule: messenger RNA, 2069 nt
Organism: Macadamia integrifolia
Lineage: Eukaryota; Viridiplantae; Streptophyta; Magnoliopsida; Proteales; Proteaceae
Exons: 11
Coding region: 342-1826 (494 amino acids)
Biological process (GO): biosynthetic process
Cellular component (GO): cytoplasm
Molecular function (GO): nucleic acid binding; isomerase activity
Source: RefSeq, a predicted model, not a curated record